UAACGUUUGUUUUGUUUUCUUUUGUUUUUUCUAGAUCCUAACGGCCAAUCAGCGCGCGCAGGAAAUCGCGCUUUCUUCAACUUUUGUUUUGUUUUGGUCGCUGUGGCGUGAAGCCGCGUGCUCCGGGGGAUUAAAACUGUUCACUUUCACUUUAGGGCACAGAUAGUUUCGGUAGUUUGACUUUUUAAUGAGUUAUUCGCUCGGAAAACGCGACGCAGUGACUCGUCCGCGCGCAGUUCUCGCGUAACCGCUGCAUUAUUAAACACGCGGAAGGAGCAGGAAGAUGCCGAUGGUUCUGCGGUCCCGUAAGUCCAUCCGUGCCCCGGAGCUCUCGGACUCGGACUCGCAGCGGGACAGUCCCGGGUCCGGACCACACGGCUCUGCCCCGCCGCCGCCUCAACCGCCGCUUCGCCACAGGAGGAGGAAGUCCACGCGGCUCCAGGUCAGACGCACCAAAUACGAGGAGGGGGACGAUUCGGACUCGGAUUCGGGCCAGAACUUGGGUUUGGACAAGACUGAGGAUUUAAGCCGAGAGGGAGAAGGAGAAAUGCACAUCCAGAGCUGCAGUAUUUUAUUGAACCGCCUCGAAGCCGAACGGGACGAAAUGAACCGGAAGAGCGGGAUUCCCAAACCGGCCUCACGGAUCCCGACGUUCCACAAGAAAACCACGACCGCGGAGGGCCCCCGGGCCAGACCCGCGGAGGCCCGAGAGCGCUCCCUGCCCGCCCCGUCCGUGCGCUCGCCGUUCCCCAGCUCCGACGUCGCCGCGGAGACCGUCGUCGUCGUCACGCACGCCGUCUCCUCCGCCGCCGCCGUCCCGAAAACGCUCCCGUCCGAGUCGUACCUGAGCGCCAGCCCCAGACCGGCGAUCAGACCGGACCGGGCGUCGCACCAGCAGCUCCCGGACCGGACCAGGACCGGGACCGAGAUCAGGACCGGGACCGGGUCUGGAUCGGAGGAGGAGGAGGAGAGGGAAGAGGCGGCGGGAGAGAGAUACGGAUUCAGGAAAGAGGAGAGGAAAGGAAAGCGGGGGACGGAGACGGAGAGAGCGACGACGAAGAAGAAGAAGAAGAGGGAGAGCGUGAGGAGGAGGAGGAGGAGGAGGAGGAGGAGGGCAUCACGGAGGAGCAGCCGCCGUGGGAGAACGAGACUCUGGAGCUCCGGGCCAAAGAGUUGGUUGUGUCUUCAACGGACGAGGACGAGGCUCCGGUCGCAGAGUCCGAGGUCCAGAACGUCGAGUCUCUGAAACCGGACGAGAAACACAAGGAAGAAAAAGACGAGAAAAGGAAGAAAAAGAAGAAAAAGAGGAGAAA
This is a messenger RNA of Boleophthalmus pectinirostris (great blue-spotted mudskipper), 1313 nucleotides long. RefSeq lists its product as uncharacterized. The coding region runs from base 284 to 1246 and encodes 320 amino acids. The record is from RefSeq and is a predicted model, not a curated record. The transcript has 4 exons. Lineage: Eukaryota; Metazoa; Chordata; Actinopteri; Gobiiformes; Gobiidae.